UCCUCCCGCCAGUCCCAGAGCUGCACCGUCUGCCAGAACCCGGGACGAGGCGUCCCGGGGCGGGGAGGAGGGCGAAGGAAACUGGCAAUGGCUUCAAGAGGACUCCCGGGGUCUGUUGUCCUCGCUGUUGCUGUCUUUGUGAGAGGCGCCGUGAGUUUGCCGCUCGUGGCACCGGACAAUGGUGGCAGCCGCGCACUGCACUCCAGAACAGAGACGACAGCAUCGCCCACUGACAAUACCAACAGCGGACACCCCGAAUAUGUUGCGUUCGCGCUUGUCCCUGUGUUCUUCAUCAUGGGCCUCUUUGGCGUCCUCAUCUGCCACUUGCUUAAGAAGAAAGGCUAUCGUUGUACAACAGAAGCUGAGCAAGAUGUAGAAGAGGAAAAGGUUGAGAAGAUAGAGUUGAAUGACAGUAUAAAUGAAAACAGUGACACCGUUGGGCAAAUCGUCCACUACAUCAUGAAAAAUGAAGCAAAUGCUGAUGUUUUGAAGGCAAUGGUAGCAGAUAACACCGUGUCUGAUCCUGAAAGCCCUGUGACCCCCAGCACUCCUGGCAGCCCACCUGUGAGCCCCGGGCCCUUGUCACCAGAUGGCACUCCAGGGAAGCACAUCUGUGGCCACCAUCUGCACACAGUGGGCGGUCCCGUCGAGAGGGAUGUGUGUCAUCGGUGUAGGCACAAGCGGUGGCACUUCAUAAAACCCACCACCAAGUCCAAAGAAAGCCGUCCAAGGCGUCAAGGGGAGGUCACCGUCCUCUCUGUGGGCAGGUUUAGAGUUACAAAAGUGGAGCACAAGUCAAACCAGAAGGAGCGGAGAAGUUUGAUGUCGGUUAGUGGGACUGAAAGCGUCAACGGGGAUGUGCUUGUGACGCCUGUGAAGAGAGAUCGGAGUAGCAUGGGGGAGCAGGAAUGACUUUAUUUGAAGAAUUCUAAGAGACUGAAAACGUAGCAAGAUAUGAAGUUGCCCAAGGAAUAUAUUUUAUCUUUUGUAUGACUUCUAUCGUGGAGUAUGCAGGCAUAUGGAAAAAGCUAAAAGGAAAUGUUGUUGCUCUACUGGAUACAGAAUUCAGUUGGCAUUGAAACAAGUUUUGGUUUAAAAAAAAUCUGGUGAAAAAUUUAUUACGCUUCCAGGAAAGAAAAGAACUCAUUUUUUUAUCUCCCCAACUACCUUCAGCCACUGCCCCUUCCAAUCAUCCAUCCCUGGCCUUAGUGUAUACUGUUUUUCCAGAAUGAUCACUAUGUACAGUGGAACUAUUCAUGUACAGUCUGAGCUGAUGCUUUGGGGGGGUGUGUGUGAAUACGUGUGUGUGUGUGUGUGUGUGUGUGUGUGUGUGUACGCGCAUGUAAGUGCUUCUGUCCCCCAACCCUUACUUCCUAUUUUACUACUGGUUGUAAGAAGAUGUUCUUACAGUUUAACUGUUACAAAAGAUAAAGAUGACUCUGGUGGUGAAAGGUCCUUGAAGGCACCCCAGUCUAGCCCUGAGAAACUGACCACGCGAGAGGUCAUGGAGUCAGAUGGCACUAGCUGGCAGACCAAGAACCCAACAUGCUGUUCUCUUAGGUCACUUGUAAAAUAUUGAGAGUUUGUUGUUUGUUUUUUUUUUUAACUUGAACUAAGCAAUUCUUAUUUAGUCCGUUCAAUAAAGGGGAAAAUAGGUUAAAGUCACAAAAACAAAACACUCUUGUUUUGACAACCUGAGGUCAAAACAAAACAAAAAAAUCUCCACUGCUUGUUUCAGAUGGGCCCGCACCUUCCUCUGCCUUGUGUUCCCUGGUGCACUUGCUGUUUUGCAUCUCAUAACUAAUGCUCCUUAUUUACAAGAACCUUCGUGGUUAUUUCCCCUUUGGGCAUGAAAAACCCUACUUUUUUUUUUUUUUUUUGUCUUAGAGUUUAUGAAACACCUGCCAGAACUAGAGGACAUUGCGGUAGGUUGGGCCAAAGGCUUGGAGGGUCCACUUACAGGGAAAUCUCCAAGACCUAUUUACUUCAUGCUUCUUUUAUUUCAGAGAGAAAAGCACAUUUCUCAUUUGACUCCAGGAAAAUGAUUUCCAUUAACAUGUAUUUGAAAGUAGUAUUACAGUAGAUAUACUCAUUCCAUUCUGUUUCUGGCAUCAAACUAAAAGUUUCUAACCUUUUAAAUGAAUGGUAGGUUUAGUUUCAUGUUUGGACUAGAAUGGUAGGUUUAGUUUCAUGUUUGGACAGUGAAUUACAGGAAGUCAGUAAGGGUGUAAAUUUCACUAAGGUCCAAAAAGUAGCAAUGUAAGAGUUUGGGGGAUGUGAAUUAAUGUACAUAAUAUACGUGCAGUCUAGACCAAUAUUUUCAGUUUAAAAAAAAAGCAUCUUUUUUUGUCAUUGUUUAAAGAAUAUGCCCUCAAAAUGGGGAGGGAUAAUAUGUAAAAUAUUCUUCAGCUUUAAGUAUUUUUUAACUUUAUUCAGGUCAGAGCACUUUUUUAAUAGCAAUACAACAGACAAGAGAAUACUCAAAAAUAUUUAAAGUUGUAUUUAUACCAAUAGUACAUUUUAAAUAUUUUCUAAUACUUGAGCAGUUUUUGUCUGUUUGUCUUCCAAAUAUGCCAAAUGUUAAGCAUUCAAUAUUUUCCACACAUAAGCUUUCUACUGGUUUCUAUGAUCUAAUACGUACUCUUAAGUGUUCCCAAAGCAGCUGAUGUUUACAAGCCUUGUGUUUUCCCUCCUUCAGAAGGACUGGGGACCCACAACAAACAUACUAUACCAAACACUAAUGAGGGACUGCCUUCGGGUGUGAUAAGUGAGUUGGCUACCACCUUGAUGUAAAAAUUUGUAAAGGAAGUUUUUCACCCUUUUGAGUGUCAAGUGUAUUUUUAACUGUCUGGUUUGUACUUUUACGACUUUUGUACUACCAAAGCAGAGUUAAAAA
Messenger RNA from Pteronotus mesoamericanus, 2896 nucleotides. It is a transcript of the gene RELL1, whose product is annotated as RELT like 1. The transcript is spliced from 7 exons. The record is from RefSeq and is a predicted model, not a curated record. Gene Ontology annotation, cellular component: plasma membrane. NCBI's taxonomy places the organism in Eukaryota, Metazoa, Chordata, Mammalia, Chiroptera, Mormoopidae. Gene Ontology annotation, biological process: positive regulation of p38MAPK cascade. Bases 88 to 912 code for a protein of 274 amino acids.